GCCCUUGAAGCCACCUCUCCGCCCUCUGCGACCAUGGCUGUGCUGGCGGCGCUUGUGCGCGGCAGCGCCCGCGGGCGCAGCCCCCUGCUUCGGGGGCUGAUGCAGAAAAUGAGAUAUGUAGAACGAAGUUAUGUAUCAAAGUCCACUUUGAAUGAAGUGGUUAUAGUAAGUGCUGCAAGAACACCCAUUGGAUCCUUUCUAGGCAGCCUUUCCUCCCUGCCAGCCACUAAACUUGGUUCCAUUGCAAUUCAGGGAGCCAUUGAAAAAGCAGGGAUUCCAAAAGACGAAGUGAAAGAAGCAUACAUGGGAAAUGUUCUACAAGGAGGUGAAGGACAAGCCCCUACAAGGCAAGCAGUACUGGGUGCAGGCUUGCCUGUUUCUACUCCAUGCACCACUGUAAACAAAGUUUGUGCUUCAGGAAUGAAAGCCAUCAUGAUGGCCUCUCAAAAUCUUAUGUGUGGACAUCAGGAUGUGAUGGUGGCAGGUGGGAUGGAGAGCAUGUCCAAUGUCCCAUAUGUGAUGAACAGAGGAGCAACACCAUAUGGUGGGGUAAAGCUUGAAGAUUUGAUCGUUAAAGAUGGGCUAACUGAUGUCUACAAUAAAAUUCACAUGGGCAACUGUGCUGAGAAUACUGCAAAGAAGCUGAAUAUUGCACGAGAUGAACAGGAUUCUUAUGCUGUUAACUCUUACACCAGAAGUAAAGCAGCAUGGGAAGUUGGAAAAUUUGGAAAUGAAGUUAUUCCUGUCACAGUUACAGUAAAAGGUAAACCAGAUGUAGUGGUGAAAGAAGAUGAAGAAUAUAAACGUGUUGAUUUCAGUAAAGUUCCAAAGCUGAAGACAGUUUUCCAAAAAGAAAAUGGCACAGUAACAGCUGCCAAUGCCAGCACACUGAAUGAUGGGGCAGCUGCUGUGGUUCUGAUGACUGCAGACGCAGCCAAGAGGCUCAACGUUAAACCACUGGCAAGAAUAGCAGCAUUUGCUGAUGCUGCUGUAGAGCCCAUUGAUUUUCCAAUUGCACCUGCAUAUGCUAUACCAAAGGUUCUUAAAGAUGCAGGAUUGAAAAAAGAAGAUAUUACAAUGUGGGAAGUAAAUGAAGCCUUUAGUCUGGUUGUACUAGCAAACAUUAAAAUGCUGGGUAUUGAUCCCCAAAAAGUGAAUAUCAACGGAGGAGCCGUUUCUCUAGGGCAUCCAAUUGGGAUGUCUGGAGCCAGGAUUGUCGUUCAUUUGGCUCAUGCCUUGAAGCAAGGAGAAUACGGUCUUGCCAGUAUUUGCAAUGGAGGAGGAGGGGCUUCUGCUAUGCUGAUUCAGAAGCUGUAGACAACCUCUGUUAAGUAGACAACCCUAUGUGUCCAGAAGACCUGCUGUAAUCAGUGUGACUACUCUGGGUCAGGUUAUACUUAAAAUAAGCUAUUUUGUUUAUUGUUUUCUACUUUAACUUUUUAAAAACAAGAUAAAAAUGAUCAAGUCCCUAAACCUUUUGAAAUUACAAAUAAAUUUUUUCUUCUGUUUUAAUUUUUUGGUAAUCUUUAAAAGUUUGACACAUUUUUACAUUAUCGAUCUAUUGAAAUACCAGUGUGUAGUAUUAGUAACUUAAGUAGGUAGAAACUUCCAUUUGAGAGAAUCAUAAUUUAUAUUUUUGAGGACUGUUAAAGGUCAAGUGAAUGUUAUCUUUCAUUUACAUUUACAUUUAGUAGACUCUUUAAAGUGAGAGCUGGAUACUCUGGGCAACCUACCAGUGUCUUAUACCACAAAUCAAGAAAACACAUAGUGUGUGCAGUAGUACUAGAAACAAAAAGAAAACCCAUGUGCUCGGGCAGUUUCUCAUAACCUUUGCAUUCAGGGUUGGAGAAGCGGGAAGGGGUCAAACUGAGAAAAUCCUGGGGUUUGGGCUUUGAAUUACUUAACAGCACAGAGAGUGGGAAAGAAGGUGAGAGCUAAGUUGAAUGAAUUUUUAAGGAAGGGAAAAGAGUGCCACCUCCAAUAAACCAUGAUGCCUAUUCUUAAUCAGGGUAGACGGUAGCAUGAAAAUCUUCAAUUGCAAUUCAUCUGG
This is a messenger RNA of Galeopterus variegatus (Sunda flying lemur), 2050 nucleotides long. It is a transcript of the gene ACAT1, whose product is annotated as acetyl-CoA acetyltransferase 1. Gene Ontology annotation, molecular function: acetyl-CoA C-acetyltransferase activity. Bases 34 to 1317 code for a protein of 427 amino acids. The transcript is spliced from 12 exons. The record is from RefSeq and is a predicted model, not a curated record. Gene Ontology annotation, biological process: fatty acid beta-oxidation. Lineage: Eukaryota; Metazoa; Chordata; Mammalia; Dermoptera; Cynocephalidae.